UAAACAUUUGAUACGGAACGAAAUUAAAUCAAUUGCUAAACCAUCCAACUCCCGCGCGUUUACUGUAGGCUACUGUAGCCAAUACUCUAACCAGACUCCUCUCGGAAUAACCACUAGGGUUUGCUACGGACAUUUCCUCCCGUUAUAGAUGGGUUAGACAACGGAGGCAGAACCAAGUCUCGGUUGACACAGACUGCAGCCACAAAACGCUAGAAAGGAAGCUUCGCGGAGGCGGUGGAUUGUGUCUGAACAUGGCAGGUCUGAAUGAGUACAGCGGCUCCGGUCGCGCGGUAGAAUAGGCGAGCGUGUGUCGCUUUCGGGUGGGAGCAGAGAGAGGAAGAUGGCGGGGAAGAGAACUGCUUUUCAGCCGCUGUCCAGCUCUCGCGUCCCGGAGAGGAAGGGAGCGGCUGACCGCGUCAAGCCUAAUGUGGAGUGGUGCUCUUCUACCACCCACCAGGAGCCGGAGAAAGGAGCCCCUUCCACAGCGGGAACUGGCAGUGGCAGCGCCGGGAUUCACCAGCACGCCGGAGGGGCCGUUGGAGGACCAGGUCCGGUGGACGAGUCCUCCGAUAGCGAAGGAGAACAGGAAGGCCCCCAGAAACUCAUCAGAAAAGUGUCCACCUCCGGGCAGAUCAGGAGCAAGACGAGCAUAAAGGAGGGGCUUCUGCUGAAACAGACCAGCUCCUUCCAGCGGUGGAAAAAGCGCUACUUCAAACUGAGGGGCAGAACACUCUACUAUGCCAAGGAUUCCAAGGGGGGCGGCGUGCUGUCCCGGUGGCAGGAGCGGGCCUACCGUGUGUCCCGGAGCCGGGUGUGCUGGAGGGUGCUGUCCGUGUGCUGGACGGGGCCCCGUCGCGCCCCCCCGCACCUGGGCGCCAGCGGCUCGGAGGAAGGGUUGGUGGCAGUUCGGUCUCUCAUUUUUGACGAAGUGGAUCUGUCCGAUGCCAGCGUUGCAGAAUCCAGCACCAAGAAUGUCAACAACAGCUUCACGGUAAUUACUCCCUUCCGAAGGCUUAUCCUCUGCGCGGAGACCAGGAAAGAGAUGGAGGACUGGAUCAGCUCGCUCAAGUCCGUUCAGUCCAGAGAGCAUUACGAGACGGCACAGUUUAAUGUGGAACAUUUCUCAGGGAUGCACAACUGGUAUGCCUGCUCCCACGCUCGCCCCACCUUCUGCAACGUCUGCCGGGACAGCCUAUCAGGAGUGACCUCCCACGGCCUGUCCUGCGAAGUGUGCAAAUUCAAAGCUCAUAAAAGAUGUGCGGUAAGGGCCACUAACAACUGCAAAUGGACCACACUGGCCUCUAUCGGGAAAGACAUCAUCGAGGAUGAGGACGGGAUCGCCAUGCCCCACCAGUGGAUGGAGGGGAACCUGCCAGUCAGUGCCAGGUGUGCGGUGUGCGAUAAGACGUGCGGGAGCGUGCUGCGACUGCAGGACUGGCGCUGUCUGUGGUGCAAGGCCAUGGUGCACACGGCCUGUAUGGACCUGUAUCCACGCAAGUGUCCCCUGGGUCAGUGCAAAGUGUCCAUCAUCCCUCCGACGGCCCUCAACAGCAUCGACUCUGACGGCUUCUGGAAGGCCACCUGCCCCCCGUCCUGCGCCAGCCCGCUCCUCGUCUUCGUCAACUCCAAGAGCGGGGACAACCAGGGGGUGAAGUUCCUGCGGCGCUUCAAACAGCUGCUGAACCCCGCGCAGGUCUUCGACCUGGUCAACGGCGGCCCGCACCUAGGCCUACGGCUGUUCCAAAAGUUUGACAACUUCAGAAUCCUGGUGUGCGGGGGAGAUGGCAGCGUGGGCUGGGUUCUGUCCGAAAUCGACAAGAUGAACCUUCACAGACAGUGCCAGCUGGGGGUGUUGCCCCUGGGCACAGGAAAUGACCUCGCUCGGGUGCUGGGCUGGGGGCCGUCCUGCGAUGACGACGCCCAGCUGCCCCAGGUCCUGGAGAAGCUAGAGAGAGCAAGCACCAAGAUGCUGGACAGGUGGAGUAUAAUGACGUAUGAGAUCAAAAUUCCUCCCAAACACAUCUGCCCAGCCACAGCAGAGGAGUCUGAGGAGUGUCAGUUUCAGAUUUCAGCCUAUGAAGAUUCCGUUGCCGCUCACCUCACCAAGAUCCUCAACUCAGACCAGCACUCUGUGGUCAUAUCCUCCGCAAAGGUUCUGUGCGAAACGGUGAAGGACUUUGUGGCCAAAGUGGGGAAGUCGUACGAGAAGAGCGCAGAGAACAGUGAGGAGGCGGAGACAAUGUCUCUGAAAUGUGCCAUCCUCAACGAGAAGCUGGACUCGCUCCUCCAGACCCUCAACACUGAAGCCCAAGCCACACCCCGCCCACCCCACACCACCCCGCCCAUUGUGGAGGAGGAGCCUGAGGAGGAGACAGAGCUGGAGGAGGAGCCGGAGCCGGAGGAGGAGCUAAGCGAAGAGUCUCUGACGGAGCUGAAGGGGAAGCUGGAGGAGAACGUGACGGAGAAGAGCUCACCGCACGCGGUGUUCCGCCCGCGGGAACAGCUGAUGCUCCGGGCCAACAGCCUGAAGAAGGCCGUGAGGCAGAUCAUCGAGCAGGCCGAGAAAGUGGUUGAUGAACAGAACGCGCACACUGAAGGACAGCAGGAGCCGCAGUCUCCAGCCGAGUUUAAAAAGGAGGGCGAGGACGAAGACAAGGACAACGAGAAGGACGAGAACACCAGGGACCUGGAAUCUCCGUCCUCUGCGAAGACCACGCCCUGUUCCCCCCCUGAGAGGCACAUGAGUCGCAGCAGCCAAUCCUGCGGCUCCUUCUCCAUCCCGCACUUCACCACCAGCAAAGAGAACCUGCCCGUGCUCAACACCCGCAUCAUCUGUCCAGGCUUAAGGGCUGGCCUGGCUGCCUCCAUAGCUGGCAGCUCCAUCAUCAGCAAGAUGCUGCUGGCCAACAUCGACCCGUUCGGUGCCAUGCCCUUCAUAGAUCCAGACCUGGACUCACUAGAGGGAUACUUGGAAAAGUGCGUCAUGAACAACUACUUUGGGAUCGGACUGGAUGCCAAGAUCUCCCUGGAGUUCAACAAUAAAAGAGAGGAACAUCCGGAAAAAUGCAGGAGUCGCACCAAGAACAUGAUGUGGUAUGGAGUGCUGGGGACCAAGGAGCUGCUGCAGAGGACCUAUAAGAACUUGGAGCAGAAGGUUCAGCUGGAGUGUGACGGGCAGUACAUCCCCCUGCCCAGCCUCCAGGGAAUCGCCGUGCUCAACAUCCCCAGCUACGCCGGCGGGACCAACUUCUGGGGCGGGACCAAAGAGGACGACAUCUUCUGUGCACCAUCGUUUGACGAUAAGAUCUUGGAGGUGGUUGCUGUGUUCGGCAGUAUGCAGAUGGCUGUGUCCAGGGUUAUAAAGCUGCAGCACCACAGGAUUGCACAGUGUCGCUCGGUGAAGAUCACCAUCCUGGGAGACGAGGGCGUUCCCAUCCAGGUGGACGGGGAGGCCUGGAUCCAGCCGCCCGGGAUCAUCAAAAUACAGCACAAAAACAGGGCCCAGAUGCUGACCCGGGACAGGGCCUUUGAGAACACGCUCAAGUCCUGGGAGGACAAGCUGAAGUACGACAAGCCCCCGGUGCGGCCACACCUGUACUCGCAGCAGUCCGUCGACCUGGCGACCGAGGAGGAGGCGGGGCUUGUCCAGGCCUGCGCCCGCGCUGCCGAGGAGCUCAUCACCAGGAUCUGUGAGGCGGCGAAAACCAACGGUCUCUUGGAGCAGGAGCUGGCCCAUGCUGUCAACGCGUCCUCCCACGCCAUCAACAAAACCCACCCCAAAUUCCCGGAGAGCCUGAGCAGAAACACAGCCAUUGAGGUGGCCAGCACAGUGAGGGCCCUGCACAACGAGACAGAGUCGCUGCUGGUGGGGAGAGUGUCUCUGCAACUGGAUCCCCCCCAUGAGGAGCUGCUGUCGAGCGCCCUGCAGACUGUGGAGCUGGAGCUGGCAGCUGGCAGCACGCUGCCAUGGCUGUACCACAUCCUGCAGCCCAACGACGAGGAGGGUCAUGACCUUGAGUAUGGAAAGAGGCACAACCGCAGCGCCAUGUUCCGCAUCGUCCCCAAGUUCAAGAAGGAAAAAGCCCCCAAGAAGUGCAGUCCACAGUCAGUUCAGAGGUGGGGCACUGAGGAGGUGGCCGCCUGGCUGGAGCAGCUCAGUCUGGGGGAGUACAAAGACACCUUCAUCCGCCACGACAUCCGCGGCUCCGAGCUCCUUCACCUGGAGAGGAGGGACCUGAAGGACCUGGGGAUAUCGAAGGUGGGCCACAUGAAGAGGAUUCUGCAGGGAACUAAGGAGCUGGCCCGGACCACCCUGGCUGACCUCUGACCUUUGACCUGUGUGUGAGCGGCCGAGCGGGAGGAUUGUGGGUCCCCACUGACCCCCACCCUCCUACAGCUGAAACGGAAGCUUCCGGAAGCUCCGCGGCCGAGGAGAGCUUGGGGCAGGAGGGGCGGAGGAGGAGGCGGGACUUCUCCUGUGUGCGGUGGAAACGCGGAAUGGGACAUUUGGUUGUUUGCAGAAGGUAACGGUGCCAAAUAAAAGCAGUCAGAGAGGUUGAUAAAGGAUAUGGAGAAAGGGAUAGAUCUUUAAAAAUAAAAGCCAUUUAACUGUUUAUCACACGUGGCUGAAUCAGGUAUGCAACUGUAGACAGGCUCGGUCCUCAGAAUGAAAAAAAAAAAAAAAACGACAAAAAAAAGUUCAACAAGUAGCAAAUCAGGACUUCCAUGAAGUGUACGCGUGGGGCAGAAGCCUCGCAUUGCCUGGGUUGAGAUGGCCAAAACGGGCUGGGGGGCAACUUAUCAAAUAGGCUGGGGGGGGGGGGCACCUUAUCAAAUGGGCUGGGGGGGCCACCUUAUCAAACGGGCUGGGGGGCAACUUAUCAAACUGAUGCAGAGGUGGGGUCGAGCGACACAACACAACACCGCCCCCCCCCAAAAAAACCAUGAAAAAGGCGUCUCCUUAAACCAGUGAGCUAAUGAUGCAUGGGGUUUGCCUGCUUGACCUGGUUAUCUAUUUUACUGCAUGAUUAUAGUCAGAUUUUUUUUUAAUGUACAAGAACACUUGAACAAGUUUUUUAUGGGAUUCAAUGUCAUUCCAUUUGUUACUACUGAAGUCGCCUUUCUCCCAUAAUUAAGCCCUUUUUUCUACACUUUGCAUGGAACUGGUUGUUCUGUGACUGUCACCUGUGCCAUAUUUGCAAGGUUAAUUAUCGUAUGACGUGCUUUAUCUGCUUUAUCGAUAGUGUUCCAGUCCUCCUUAUUAACAUUUAUUAGAGGAAAGUUAAGAACUUCGAUUUAUUAGUCAAAUUAUAUGAUUUCACGCUAUUAACUGUGUGUAGCUGUGAAAAUCUGCACCAAAGUGAAUGUCCUGAUCAUUUAUUGUUUUAUGACAGCACCCGUUUCCCAACUAUGAAGUUUUUGUGCUGAAAUUCCAAUUUUGUGUGGACAAUACUUGAAAGAACAAGAAGCAAGGAGUUGCUGUGCUCUAGAAAUGAUAAAAAAGGAAGGAACAUGGAAGACAAAAGAGGCAGUUUUAGGUUUUAUGCAAGUUAAGUUUUUAUGACAACAAAGUCAAAUUGAGCAAUUUAUUAAUUGGACUGUUGAUUAAAUGGAUAAUCCCAUUAAAUAGAUAAUUCUACCUUUUCAAAUAAGUGUUACUUAAGGUAGUUAAAAUACAAUAGCUGGUGCACUUCAUAAAUUUUUUACAUUUCACAAAGUAAUGAUAUUUAAGUAGGAAUAGGAUAGGCAUUGGUUAAAAUACUACACUUUCAGAGUUGUGCUUAAAUGCAGCUUAAUUGAAGUGUGCAACUGGGCAGUAGGAAGUUAAUGAGAUACUCUGGUAUAAAUGAUAUUAAGUCUGGGUAUUACAGGGUAUAUUCGUAAGUGUGACAGUGAGGUUUUAUAUUUAAUAAGAUAAGUGAUUCCACUUUGAUAUUAUAGUUAUAAGCCUUUAUAGUUUUAUUAUAUAUUAUAAACAGCUCACACAUUUAAUUGUGUGUAUUGCACCAGAACAGCAUUAUUAAUUAUUAAGUCUAGGGAUGUGCUCUGUGUUUCAUAUUGUAGUAUUCUGAAGGUGCAAUAUUGUAUUUACUUUAAUGCUACUUGCUGUUGAUGAAAACGUGAUGUUUUUCUGUGGAAGUGUAAAGAGCAUUUUGUAAACUGCUCUCCUCGACUGAUGCGAUAAGGUAGAUGGUUCAAAAUGCUUCCAAAAGCUCCGUGUUAUUCCUGUUGAGCUGUGCUUCCUGGAUCCUUACAGUAACAUAAAAACACAUCCAGUUAGAUGUUUUCUAGCCCAUACAGAAAACACACACACACACACACACAUAAGCUCUGUCAGAUGCAGUUGGCAUAGACAUUUUUACUUUGUGUAUUUAAUCAAAAUAUGAUGCAGUGCGCACUGAAGUUCGUAGUUACUUUCAGUUAAACAGAUUCAGCUACUGUUGUUUUGCGCAAGUAGUCAUACUGCAGAUUCCCUCCAGGGGGUGCCAGUGUAGCACUAUAGGGGAAAAACGUAAUUUUUAGAGACAGGAGUUUCUUCCACCUUCUCAUAUUUGAGAGUACUAAAGAAUAUGCAGAUUAUUUCCAUUUCAUUACGUGCUUUGACUGUAGGGUGUUACUUCAUGGAUGUAACCUUUACUUUUCUAUCAAAAGAAUGAAGAAGGGAAGAGAGUUUUUAAACUAUACAUUAUGGUGGACAAACGUGUACAGUAAGCCACUGACACAAUCGUAAAUAAUGCUACUCCAUCAGUUUCCAAUGCUGAAACGAACCGCCUAAGUUAAACAAGGGAUUUAUAUAAUUAGCUCUUUCCCAAAGCAACCAACACAGAAUGUGUGUGUGAAACGAAUGCUACUGUCCGUACUGAGAAGCUUCUCUCAUAUUUACUUUCUGGCAGCUGACUGCGAAUUUGGACACUGAGUUUGUCUGAGUAAAAUAUAAUAUAUAAUAACUGAGAUAUUAAUAUGAAUUAACUGCACCGAGUAAAAGUUACGAAUAUUGACAAUCAAAUAACACAUUUUCUGAAUGGUGGACUUACAGACUCUUAGGGAAAGCUCAUGUCUUCAUAAGGUUUUCCAUGUUUUUUUUUUUUUUUUUUUUAAUAUAGCAAAGAUCUAAUGAUGGCACUGUACAUAUACUGUACAAGCUUUGUUAGAAUAAAAUAUAAAAUAUGGAAGAUCUAAUAAUCCCUACCAUAUAACAUAAUUUAAGUUUGAACCAAAUGAUGUAAAUGUGACGCUCACAGCAGGAUUGUUAUUUUCUUAAUUUAAUGCCUUCUUAUUGUCUCUCCUGUACUCUCCCCCAGUGAGCCCAGCUGCGGCCCAGUUUUAAUGUUUUAAUGCUGAGCACAGAUCAGUGGGUCUGAGUGUGAAUCUGAGAGGCCUAAGAGAAGGGAAUUAUGGGAAUUAAAUCCAUUACAUGUAGUAAUGAAAGACUGUACCUCACCUCAUACCCAUCGAGGCAAAGGAAAAUCUGUGUUCAAGACCAUACUUUCUUAAGCAACAUCCUGAACUUUUCCCUGACCUAAAUUUUAUCACAUUUUGAGAAGCACGACGGAAAGAUAAGCCUCAGAAGUGAGAUUUGUUUGUUAGUACCGUUCGCUUUGUCCUUGCUGCUGGACAUGUGGCUGGGUCCUCCUCAGUACCUGGCAGGUAUGAUAGCUGACAGAAUAAUGAGGAAUCAUUUAUAUUCUAGUAAAUGUACAGCUUCAAAUAAUUAUUACUGGGGAAAUGGAGUAAUCGCUGCUCAGUCCAAGGCCUGUUUCUCUCCCCCUUUGAUGUGAAUCUUUCCCAUCUGACUGGUGGAAUUAGAUUCGGUAACCUAGGAAACAUUGAAGCCCAUUCCCAAAACCAGUUGUGACUUGGCGAGCGCAGACGUAUGGGGGAAAACUACUGAAACAGUCGUUUUUCUGUCGACAGGAUGAAGCGCGUUUGUAACCAGGCCUCAUUUUGGCAAGAAACGCACGGUAAUCAAAGCCAUACAGGCCCAGAAAUAUUUCUGCAAAAUGGUCUGCACACACUUUCUCACUGAUGAUAGUCUUCUAAAUAUUACAGCGCAUUCUGUGCAAACUGAAUAUUUCCUCCUACCAAUAGCUAGAUUCACAACCAAAGACGCAGGUGAAACGUACAAGUAGCAACGGUCAGAAUUUAGAGAACUCUCAGAUUUCAGUGUAGGUUUUCAGGCGUUAGGCGUCUGAAAUGAGUGAACAUAUGGAGGUUUAUCUCUACACAUACGCCAAGGAGACGCACUGAAUCCCCAAAUGUGGGAUUAUUCCGGUGAUAACAGAACGGAGGAGACACAGUACACAAAGGCUGUGCCUUAGACACAGCUCCGGUUAGACGCUGAGGAAACGUCACCUUCAUCAUCUUCUGUGCGCAGACAGCUUCGUCAUCGAGUGUGUUUACGAUGGCGGUGAACUGGCAUGACAAACCCUUAAAUCCUGAUCACACUUGAGUAAGAUUGCUGUGAUUCAGGGACACACUUGAUACGGAGACGUGAGAUCCUCAGUUAACGGCUUCGUCCUGUGCCUUAACCCAGCGAGGCAGGGCGGCCAUUACGCGGUUCCACACGGCUGUUAUCGCUUAGAAACAAGGCCUGCAAACGAGCUCAGCGUCAGGAGAGUCUGAAACGGAUGGUUUACAUUUCUAAAUUAUGUUUGUGUAUGACACUGGAUGCUGUAUCACAUGCUGUUGCCUGUCUGAACAGUGCAACUUAAAUCAAAAUGUAUGUCUUAUUCUCCUCUUCAUUUCAACGGUUCUCGUGUUGUAUUUAUUAUUUUUGCCAAAAUGGGACCCACUCUUUUUAUUUGUUGAAUGUUUUUUUUUCUUUAGAAGGUAGGUCAGUUGGUUUCUUCUGUAGUCAUUCUGCAUAAGAUGAACUUUACUGCCAUUAUGGUACUGUACUUCAGUGAACAUUUCUGCACACGCACCUCAUGAAGACUGCUUCCGAAAGAGCUCCCCUAGUGGGGAGAAAAAGAAGUGCAGUGUGUUUGGCCAGGAUACCGGGCCCCUCUGGGUACAUUGAUUUGAUUAACAAUUCUGGUCAUGUUUUAAAUUUUUAAAAAUACAAAAAUAAAAAAAGCUGCAAAACUGCCUGGUGUCAAGACCAACCCAUACGGGGAUCUUUUAGAACAGGAUAACAUACUCUAACAUGCUUUCUAAUAAGGAAAAAGAGAGGUGAGGUUCAUUUGUUUACAUUCUGUUUACAAUGGCACAGAUUAAUUUUUAAUAUUCUGUAUAAGUAUAUACCAUAUUUACAUAUUUAUUGCCUAAGAUUAAACAAACCAAUGUGUAAUGUGUUUUCACCUUUGGAAUAUAAUGUUACAGUAACUUGUAUAGAUAUAAGGGUGACUUUGGUAAAGUAGUGAUUUUUAUGACUAAGUGACUGUUUUCUGUGCCUUUUUAAUGUAGAAUGCAUGGUUAACUAUUUAUUACAACAUGGAAGUCACUGAGAUGUGUAUUUUUGUAUUCUUAUUAAAUUAAUGGUUCAACUUUGUUGUACAUUUUGAGAUGCCUUAAUGCAAAAGGCUACCAGUUAAUAUCUUCCUACUUAAAUAAAACUGAAUGCAUUCA
This is a messenger RNA of Anguilla rostrata (American eel), 9567 nucleotides long. RefSeq names its product diacylglycerol kinase, eta (gene dgkh). Bases 341 to 4327 code for a protein of 1328 amino acids. The record is from RefSeq and is a predicted model, not a curated record. Lineage: Eukaryota; Metazoa; Chordata; Actinopteri; Anguilliformes; Anguillidae. Gene Ontology annotation, biological process: lipid phosphorylation; intracellular signal transduction; diacylglycerol metabolic process. The transcript is spliced from 32 exons. Gene Ontology annotation, molecular function: protein binding; ATP-dependent diacylglycerol kinase activity.